GGAAAAGCAAAUGAAAUGAUUUAUCUAAGAAAAAGAGGGAAAUUUCUAGUCAUUUUCCAUUAAUUCCGAAGUGCAAGCUACGCCAACAUCUCGUUAUUUUAAGAUUGUUUUCCAAGCUAGUCCAGACUUUUGGAACCAAUAAAAUCAAAACAAUGUGAUGUUCGUCCAAUUCCAUAUCAGUAGGUGAAAGCUCAGCAACUCUGAACUCUUUAUACUUUUCUUCAUUUCCCAUCUUCUCAUUUUGUCCAAUUUCAAGAUUGUUGAGUUGGGUUGCUGCUGCCCUGUGAAGUUUUUCAAAGCAAGGUAUAGAUUUUGGAAAUAAGGCAAGAUUUUUACAGGAGAAAAACAUUGUUGCAUUGGAGAUUGAUUGAAGUUGUCUCAUGAAAUUUUCUUUCAUGAAUCUUGGCGGUGUAAAAGAAAGAAAGAAAUAAAGACUUCAAGAAAAAGAAUUUAUGUUCUUGCAUCUCCCAGGCACAGCACAACACCUUCUUUCGUCUUCAUCGGCUUCCAUUGUUGAGUUAUUCUACUUGGCAGUUACUUAUUUGCUCCUAAGAAAACGGUCAACUCAAGUGUGAAACUCUUGCGUUUUAUAGUGAGUUUUUUGUCGUUUUACUGUUUUCCAAAAUUCGUAGUGCCCACGAUAAUUGCUACUUUUGUUGAUAAGUUGAAAAAAACGCGUUUUGCGUUGGGAUGCGACUCAACUGAGAGUGUGAACUUUGGGUUCUCAAGCCUUCUGUUUCGAUGGAGAAAUUUGAGAAAAUCAGUUGAAAAUCUGAGUUUGCAAUUUUUAAUUUUAUUUUUUUUCUAAAAAUUUUAUGGUGAAAAAAUUGGUGGAAAGAUUGUGAAAUCUAGAGGCUAAAGGUGCCAUCUCUCCUGCGACAGUAAACAAAUGACGAGUCCGUUCAAGUCUUCGCCGUACCGCCGGCGACAUGAUCUAGAGGCCGGAGGCCGCUCCACUGACGAUGAGUCAUCCGGUCCUUUUGAUAUUCUCAGCACUAAAAACGCCUCUAUUGAACGUCUUCGCCGUUGGAGGCAAGCUGCACUUGUGCUUAAUGCUUCUCGUCGAUUCCGAUAUACCCUGGACUUGCAAAAGGAAGAAGAGAAGCAGCAAAUAUUGAGAAAGAUAAGAGCACAUGCACAAGUCAUACGAGCUGCAUAUCGUUUUAAAGCAGCUGGGGAACAAGCAAAUGGAAACACAGAAUUACAUGCAACACCUACAGGUGAUUUUGGAAUUGAUCAAGACCAACUUUCUACAAUGACAAGGGAUCAUAAGUUUGAUUUUCUAGAGCAACUUGGGGGGGUAAAAGGGCUUUCUGAUCUUUUAAAAACAAAUAACGAGAAGGGGAUCUAUGGAGAUGAUGCUGAUUUACUGAAGCGCAAGAAUGCAUUUGGAUCAAACACUUAUCCGCAGAAAAAAGGAAGGACUUUCUGGAUGUUCCUUUGGGAAGCUUGGCAAGAUCUUACUUUAAUCAUAUUGAUGGUGGCUGCUGUGGCUUCUUUGGUGCUGGGUAUAAAGACGGAGGGUAUUAAGGAGGGAUGGUAUGAUGGGGCCAGCAUUGCUUUUGCAGUUAUUCUUGUCAUUGUUGUGACAGCUGUAAGUGAUUACAAACAAUCCCUUCAGUUCCAAAAUCUAAAUGAGGAGAAGAGAAACAUACAUAUGGAGGUUAUUAGAGGGGGUAAAAGAGUUGAUGUUUCAAUAUAUGAUCUUGUUGUUGGAGAUGUUGUUCCCCUCAAUAUUGGUGACCAAGUACCUGCUGAUGGAAUUUUAAUUAUUGGUCACUCUCUUGCAAUUGAUGAAUCUAGCAUGACUGGAGAAAGCAAGAUUGUUCACAAGAAUUCCCGGGAACCAUUUCUAAUGUCGGGCUGUAAAGUGGCUGAUGGUAGUGGCACUAUGUUGGUGACGAGUGUUGGGAUUAACACUGAAUGGGGGUUGCUUAUGGCUAGUAUAUCAGAAGACACUGGUGAAGAAACACCAUUGCAGGUGCGCUUAAAUGGAGUUGCUACUUUUAUUGGUAUUGUUGGACUGACGGUAGCUUUUCUUGUCUUGGUUGUACUUUUGGUCAGAUUCUUUACUGGCCAUACCAAGGAUGCAAAUGGACGACCUCAGUUUAAAGCGGGUAAAACUAGUGUUGGUGAUGCAGUAGAUGGAGCCAUUAAAAUUCUUACUGUUGCGGUUACCAUCGUUGUAGUUGCAGUGCCUGAAGGGCUUCCUUUAGCUGUUACCUUAACUCUUGCCUAUUCUAUGAGAAAAAUGAUGGCAGAUAAGGCCUUGGUGCGUAGGCUUUCUGCCUGUGAAACCAUGGGUUCUGCAACAACCAUUUGCAGUGACAAGACUGGUACUUUAACCCUGAAUCAGAUGACUGUUGUUGCUGCUUAUGCUGGUAGCAAAAAAAUUGAUCCUCCAGAAAAGAAGUCCCAAUUGUCUCCUAAGCUGUCCUCUUUACUUAUUGAAGGCGUUGCACAGAAUACAAAUGGCAGUGUUUUUAUCCCUGAGGGUGGAGGAGACGUAGAGGUUUCUGGAUCACCAACAGAGAAAGCCAUUCUUGUUUGGGGAGUCAAGCUGGGCAUGAAUUUUGAUGCUGUUCGAUCAGAAUCAACUGUUAUUCAUGUUUUCCCAUUCAACUCACAGAAAAAAAGAGGCGGUGUGGCACUACAACUGCCUGACUCUGAAGUCCAUAUACACUGGAAGGGGGCUGCUGAAAUAGUCUUAUCCUCAUGUACAGCUUACUUUGGUGAAAAUGAUAACAUCGAACCAAUGGAUGAUGAAAAGGCUUUAUUUUUCAAGAAAGCUAUUGAAGAUAUGGCAGCCGGCAGUUUGCGCUGUAUUGCUAUUGCGUAUCGAUCUUAUGAGAUCGAUAAAGUUCCAGUCGGUGAACAAGAGCUGAGUCAAUGGGCAUUACCUGAGGAUGAUCUUGUUUUGCUAGCUAUUAUUGGCUUAAAGGACCCAUGUCGACCAGGUGUCAAAGAAGCAGUGCAACUAUGUCAAAACGCUGGUGUGAAGGUGCGUAUGGUCACUGGUGAUAACCUUCAGACUGCUAGAGCGAUUGCUUUGGAAUGUGGAAUACUAGGUUCGAAUGAAGAUGCUGUUGAGCCUAUUCUUAUUGAAGGAAAAGUAUUUCGAGAAUAUUCGGUUGAAGAAAGGGAAAAACACGUUGAGAAGAUAUUGGUAAUGGGACGAUCUUCUCCAAAUGACAAGCUUCUGCUUGUGCAAGCAUUGAGAAAGGGGGGACAUGUUGUUGCUGUAACUGGAGAUGGUACAAAUGAUGCUCCUGCAUUGCAUGAGGCGGAUAUCGGCCUUUCAAUGGGCAUUCAAGGAACAGAAGUGGCUAAGGAAAAUUCCGAUAUCAUUAUCCUGGAUGAUAACUUUGCUUCUGUUGUGAAGGUCGUUCGAUGGGGUAGAUCUGUAUAUGCAAAUAUUCAAAAAUUUAUCCAGUUUCAGCUUACAGUUAAUGUUGCAGCCCUCAUCAUAAAUGUUGUGGCUGCAGUUUCAUCUGGUGAUGUCCCAUUAAAUGCUGUUCAGCUUCUCUGGGUUAACCUUAUCAUGGAUACUCUUGGAGCAUUGGCUUUGGCCACUGAACCGCCUACAGAUCACCUAAUGCAUCGGCCCCCAGUUGGUCGAAGGGAACCUCUCAUAACAAAUAUCAUGUGGAGGAACCUGCUGAUACAGGCAGUAUAUCAGGUGACCGUGUUGCUUGUUCUUAAUUUCCGAGGAAAGACUUUAUUAGGUUUGAAGCAUGAUGGUGCUGACCAUGCAAACAAAGUGAAGAAUACCCUAAUAUUCAAUGCAUUUGUGCUGUGUCAGAUCUUCAAUGAAUUUAAUGCCCGGAAGCCAGAUGAAGUAAAUAUUUUUGAUGGAAUCACAAAGAACCAUCUUUUCAUGGGGAUAGUUGCAAUUACACUCGUUCUUCAGAUCAUUAUCAUCGAGUUUAUUGGGAAGUUUACGUCAACUGUAAAGCUGAAUUGGAAACAAUGGUUGGUUUCUGUUGCUAUUGGUUUUAUCAGUUGGCCUCUUGCAUUUGUUGGCAAAUUGAUACCCGUUCCGGAGACGCCCUUGCAUAAGUUCUUUCCUAGAUUUUCUCAGCAUAGAAAUCCUCAAAGUUGAUCAGAACAAAGGCACGAGGAUUUACAGCAUUGCCUUCAAACUUUCAAAUACAAAGUUAAUAGAUGUGGAUGUUUUUCCCCAUCCAUUUUUUGGGUUUAUAUAGCAUUGCACAAAUCUACACGGAUCUUUAUAUACAGGGUUUAUGAAGAAAGGAAAAGGGCGGCAGCCUCUUUUGAAGGAUUUUAUUUUUCUUUUUAUAUUUCUUUUCGGAAGUUUGAGAUGCUUUGUGCAUGGAGUUACUCUUUUCACAAAUACUUGGGUUACUUCUAACCUGGACACCAAAGACUCAAAAGGAGAAAAAUCAGCCCCCUUUUUUUUUUUCUUUUGCAUUUGGAUUUUGUUUGUACCAUAGUUGUUAUAAUCGGAUCGGCUUGAUUGGUCAGACCAGUUUAAUCCAGAAUUAUACAAGUGGUGUAUUUGUCUUGGGAUAAA
Messenger RNA from Hevea brasiliensis (rubber tree), 4534 nucleotides. RefSeq names its product calcium-transporting ATPase 8, plasma membrane-type. Lineage: Eukaryota; Viridiplantae; Streptophyta; Magnoliopsida; Malpighiales; Euphorbiaceae. The transcript has 36 exons. The record is from RefSeq and is a predicted model, not a curated record. Gene Ontology annotation, molecular function: ATP hydrolysis activity; ATP binding; calmodulin binding. Bases 890 to 4102 code for a protein of 1070 amino acids. Gene Ontology annotation, biological process: calcium ion transmembrane transport. Gene Ontology annotation, cellular component: intracellular membrane-bounded organelle; membrane.